UUCGCUGAGAACGAAUCUGCAAUUAUUUCGCUUUCGUGGUGACAAUUCCUUCAUGUCACGAACUAAUCGCAUUUCUCGUGUAGUCAUGCAAUAGGCAAGAAAUCGUUUCAAAAUUUAGCGGAGAAGCGAUAUCCGUUGAAACUUGCGAAGAAAAUGCGUGUGGCCGUCGUAGGCGCCGGUGUAAUAGGAGUAUCAAGUGCGUUUGCUGUGAAAAGCGUUUUUCCAAGUUAUGAUGUGAAGAUCUUCGCUGAUGCAUUCUCACCUGAUACCACUGGCGAUGGAAGCGCUGGUUUAUGGACUCCUUUUCUCCUCGGUGAUACACCUGCUGAGGACAUAAUUCGUUGGGCUGGUAACACACAUCAGUGGUUCGAGCAAUUUUGGAAAGCCGGAUUAUCAUCGAAAACGGGUGUUUCUCUACUGCCUGUAACUUAUGUUACUAGUGAUUAUGAGGAUUACGUUGAGCCAAUAUGGGUAAAAUUUGUCUAUGGCUUCCAAAAACUAAGUAACGAAAGAUUACAACGCUUAAGUGAGGAACACAAGUGCAAUUACAAACAAGGUAUACAAUAUAUAACUUAUACUGCUGAACCGGUUCUACUCCUGCCGUGGCUCAUGGAAAAGUUUGUUUCUUUGGGCGGAGAAAUAGAAAGAAGGAACAUUAAAAUGUUGCACCAAUUAGCAGAAGAAGGGUAUGAUUUAAUAAUAAACUGCAGCGGGCUCGGUGCACGAGAACUCGUCGCAGAUGAAACGAUGACGCCUAUUAGAGGUCAGGUGUACAGGGUAAAAGCACCUUGGGCAAUGCAUUGUUUUUUGGCGAACGAUGAUGCCUCAUGCAAUUACAUUAUUCCUAAUAUCCACAGCGUCGUAAUAGGUGGUACUCAUCAAGAAGGUGAUUUCGAUCGUUCCGUACGAGAGAAGGAUUCGAAACACAUUUAUGAUGGAUGUUGUCGUAUAAUGCCGUCUCUAAAGGGGAGUGAAAUAAUACGCGCGUGGGUGGGCCUUCGACCAGGGCGACCGCGAGUUCGUCUGGAGUGCGAGAGCCUCAACUUGUCCAUGGGAAAAGAGUUCAAGAUGAUACACAAUUACGGCCACGGCGGAAGUGGCGUGACGCUGUGCUGGGGGUGCGCCAUGGAUGUCGUGGAGAUGAUAAAAAACUUAAAAGUACCUGAAUUAAACUCCAAACUGUCGCAAUACGAUCUAUAUCGGCCAUACAGCUUUUCUUUCGCAACAGCAUUUGACGUUUUAACGUUCGUCAUCAAAAUUAAACAAGAAAAUCGAAACGAGAGCGUAAACGGUCAAAGCAUCAAGUCCGCAAAGAAACGACCCUGCAAGUCAUUUCAAAAUUGUACACAGAAAUAUAUUAAUCUCAACAAUUCCUCGGACUUAUCGCUUGCAAACAACAGAAUAAGUGUCGCCAAGCAUGAUUUCGAGUGGCUUCACUGGAAGAUCACCACAAAUAAAGGCAAUAACACAGAUGCAUUAUGCAAAGGAAGUGAUUCAAAGCGACACAAAGAGGAUGUGGAAGAAACGUCAAAGACGACCAGGAUUAAAAAAAAGCGGAGAUUUUUAACAAUCUGCACGGUGAAUUGCAAGUACGACGUGGUUAGACGUAUGGCCGUGCGAUUCGGAAUGAAGGAAGUUACAGAAGACAGCAGUUGGGAUCUCUAUUGGACCGAUCAAAACAUCAAUGUAGAGCGCAUCAAAGACAUGAAGAGGUUCCAGAGAGUCAAUCAUUUCCCUGGGAUGACAGAGAUAUGUAGAAAGGAUCUACUCGCUCGUAAUCUCAAUCGCAUGCAGAAGCUAUUUCCGAAGGACUAUAAUUUUUUCCCAAAAACUUGGUGCUUUCCCGCGGAUCACGGUGACGCAAUGGCUUACGCCAAGGCGCGGAGAUCAAAAACCUUCAUCAUCAAACCGGAUGCCGGCUGCCAAGGUCGUGGCAUUUAUUUAAUAAAACAUUUAAAGGACAUCAAAUCAAGCGAUCGCGAACGUUUGAUCUGUCAAGUAUACAUCGCAAGGCCCUUCUUAAUAGACGGAUACAAAUUUGAUCUACGUAUUUACACACUAAUCACGUCAUGUGAUCCUCUCAGAAUUUAUGUGUAUAACGAAGGACUCGUGAGAUUUGCAACCAGCGAAUACAAGGAACCGAUCGGAUACAAUAUUUCUAAUAUGUUUAUGCAUUUGACAAAUUAUUCUGUUAACAAGCAUAGCCAAAUGUAUAUUAUUGAUGAUGAAAUUGGUAGCAAAAGAAAAAUAUCGACAUUGAUUAAGUGGUUUAAAACGAAAAAUGUCGAUGUAGAUGAAUUAUGGAGUAAAAUCGACGAAAUUAUAAUUAAAACUAUAAUCGUCGCAUAUCCUGUAUUGAAACAUAAUUACCAUGCAUGCUUCUCGAUGCACAAUAUGAUUUGCGCGUGUUUUGAGCUAUUGGGAUUCGACAUUUUGCUCGACUGGAAGCUCAAGCCUUACCUUCUUGAAGUAAAUCACUCGCCAAGCUUUCACACAGAUGCACAGAUAGAUAGAGACGUAAAGGAAGGAUUGCUGAUGGAUACCUUCGAUAUAUUAAAUUUACAAUACGAUAAAAAGAAAAUAAUAGAGGAAGACAGGAAGCGAAUUAGAGAGCGCCUUCUUCAAGGUUUAAACGGAAAAGAUCUCAGGCAAUCAAUUAAUGACUCGGCUUCGAUGAAAUCCGAUAGAAACGAGAACAAUUACAUGCAGAGGCAAUUUCAGUGGGAGGACGACCACAUGGGCAAUUUCCGAAGAAUUUAUCCAUGUUUUGAUGAGGAUAAAUAUCAGUCUUUCUUCACACAGAAUACCUUUUCCAUUUUCCAAGACACGGUGACAUCAAGAGCGCGCGAAGAAGCAUCGAGAAUAGAGAAAGAAGAGAAUGAGCUAAAAGCAAAAGAGGAAGAACGCAAACAAAUCGGGAAAUGGAGCGAGCAAAAAUUAGGCCUUGAAAGUUCAAACGCACCAAAGAAAUUGCAAGAGAAAAAUAAAUCCGUAGGCGUGAUAAGGAAAAACAUCAAUAAGCAGGAUGCGGAGAGAUCUACCCUGUACUCUUUUGAGCCUGAAAUCAUAUCGGAAUCUGAAGAGAGGAAACGAAUAACGGCUCUGGCGCAGAGAGAUUUUCUCAUCAAGAGCUACGGCUUGUUCGAGCAGAUAUACAUAGCGAUGAAGAGAAACGGUAUGUUACGACCCGCCGACGAGAAAAAGUACGGUUUGUACGGCAGGCUGGGAUUACACGCAAAUACGAAUCACAGCACAUGCUCUUCUUCGCAUAAAUCUCAUCAUCAUCAAAACGAUCACCUGGAUACUACGCAAGCAGUCGCGAACCAAUGUCCGCAUUAUUCCCUGAGAGUGAAUGAACACAAAUCGAUGAAUCAUCAACGUGAAUUUAGAAAUUCAAAUAAAAGCUCGUGGAUAACAUGCAACGAGGCGCUCGUUUACGUUCGUCCGAAAAUACCACAAAAACUGUGGAUGGAAGAAAUAAAUUCUGAUAAUCAUAUUGGACGCAUAACAAAAGCACAUAUUGCUAGAACAUUGUCGAAUACUGUUCGGCUACACACGCUCGAGAGAAGAUCCCAUUUGAUGAAAUCUAAGCUGCAUUCACGUUUUUAUCUGUCAUAACCUGCGUUCGUUUUUACAAUUAAAUGAAUUAAAUAUAAUUAUGUAGAAAUAUAAUUAUUUAUUACAACAAUUAUUUAGAGUUGAUGUUAUCACUCAGCACCGAGGAUGA
Messenger RNA from Atta colombica, 3727 nucleotides. Its product is annotated as tubulin polyglutamylase ttll6-like. The transcript has 22 exons. Gene Ontology annotation, molecular function: D-amino-acid oxidase activity; tubulin binding; tubulin-glutamic acid ligase activity. Bases 154 to 3618 code for a protein of 1154 amino acids. The record is from RefSeq and is a predicted model, not a curated record. Gene Ontology annotation, biological process: microtubule cytoskeleton organization; protein polyglutamylation. Gene Ontology annotation, cellular component: cilium. Lineage: Eukaryota; Metazoa; Arthropoda; Insecta; Hymenoptera; Formicidae.